AUGCCAACGGAUGACGACGACGCCAACGGACGACGACGACGACGACGCCUCCAAUGGACGACGACGCCAACGGACGACGUCAACGAUGCCAAUGGACGGCCACGUCAACGACGACGAGCGCGUCCUGCUCCACCACGUACACACGGCGACGAGUGUUCCUCCUCCCCCUUUUCUUUCCCUCCUCCCUUCCUGCUUUCCUUUUCCCUUCCCCUGUCCCUCCAUGUACCCCUUUCCUCUCUCCUCCCUCUUUCCCUCCUCAUUUCUCUGUCCCUGCUCCCUUCCCCCUUCCUUUUCCCUGUCCCUACUCCCUUCCCCCUUCCUUUUCCCUGUCCCUACUCCCUUCCCCCUUCCUUUUCCCUGUCCCUACUCCCUUCCCCCUUCCUUUUCCCUAUCCCUACUCCCUUCCCCCUUCCUUUUCCCUAUCCCUACUCCCUUCCCCCUUCCUUUUCCCUGUCCCUACUCCCUUCCCCCUUCCUUUUCCCUGUCCCUACUCCCUUUUCCCUUCCCCAUCCCUGCCCAUCCCUUCCUUCCUCCACCCCCAUUUAUUUCUGCCCCCCUCCUCCCCCCCUUCUUUCAACUUAG
Molecule: messenger RNA, 582 nt
Organism: Laccaria bicolor S238N-H82
Lineage: Eukaryota; Fungi; Basidiomycota; Agaricomycetes; Agaricales; Hydnangiaceae
Exons: 1
Coding region: 1-582 (193 amino acids)
Source: RefSeq, a predicted model, not a curated record